Messenger RNA from Caenorhabditis sp. 36 PRJEB53466, 1592 nucleotides. Lineage: Eukaryota; Metazoa; Nematoda; Chromadorea; Rhabditida; Rhabditidae. The record is from the annotation of a GenBank genome assembly.
AUGGUUGCAACGUCUUUGUUCAAGUGAGCUCUCUUUUUUUUAGGAUUUGAGCUUUAAAUACUGUUCAGAACUGUAAACGAAAAGGCCUCUCACGGGCACGCGGAAAUCCAUCCACUUGCUGGGGACCAUGUCUCUACUCACAGAUGGGAAGAGGAAAAUUUCUUCCACACGUAAUUUUUUAGAAAUUUCUGUCCAAUCCUUCUUUCUCAUUUAGGAAAAAGACAUUGAAAGGGAUUUUCAUGCUUUUGGGAGUCUUCUUUAUCUUUGCCUUCAUCAUUCAGUUCUCGUAAGUGAUCUCUGAAAUAACGUACAGUCUGAUAUUCAAAUUCCAGUCUGGCUACCUACAUGUACACCUCAAAACACUCGCCACGCAAGGAGUCGUCCACUAACCAAAGGGGAAUCCAGACCAUCGCCGCCGAGUACAUUGCGUACACCGAAAAGUACAUUUCAAACUUCUUAUCUUAAGACGAUGCACUACUUUUUCCAAUCUUCAGAUACAACAAGAGCUACGCUACCAGCAAGGAAUCGUUGAAGAGAUUGAAUGCUUAUUACGCCACCGGAGCCAACAUUGACAACUGGAACAAGAUUCAGGAGCACGGAAGUGCGGAGUAUGGACACAAUGAUCUGUCGGAUUGGACCGACGAGGAGUUCGAGAAGACCCUUCUUCCGAAGUCAUUCUAUCAGAGACUUCACAAAGAAGCCGAGUUCAUCAAGCCAAUCCCAGAGUCAUUGGCUUCGAUGAAAGGAGAACGCUCCUCGCCAUUCCCAGAUUUCUUCGACUGGCGGGACAGAAAUGUGGUUACUCCUGUGAAAGCUCAAGGACAGUGCGGCAGUUGCUGGGCAUUUGCCUCAACCGCAACCGUCGAGGCCGCCUACGCCAUCGCUCACGGAGAAAAGAGAAACUUGUCAGAGCAGACUCUUCUUGAUUGUGAUUUAAUUGAUAACGCGUGUGACGGAGGAGACGAGGACAAGGCAUUCAGGUAGAGUGAUUAGGGACGAGAGUGCUGGUGUAAAGAUCGAUUACUUUUCAGAUACAUUCAUCGCAAUGGAUUGGCCUACUCCGUUGAUCUCCCGUAUGUUGCUCAUCGCCAGAACGGUUGUGUCGUCAAUGAUCAUUGGAAUACCACCAAGAUCCAAGCCGCCUACUUUCUUCAUCACGACGAGGAGUCUAUCAUCCACUGGCUUGUCAACUUCGGUCCAGUCAAUAUCGGUCAGUGCUAACUUUGAAUGGGUCUCUGACCUUAACAUUUCUAGGAAUGGCAGUCAUCCAACCAAUGAGAGCAUACAAAGGAGGAGUCUUCACUCCGAGCGAAUAUGCCUGCAAGAACGAGGUAUUCAUUCAAAUUCUCUUCCAGCCGUCUUAUCUUUUCCGUGCAUUCAACUGAUAACCAAAACCCAUAUUCGUUUUACAGGUUAUUGGCCUUCAUGCUCUUCUCAUCACUGGUUACGGAACAAGCGAAAAGGGCGAGAAGUACUGGAUUGUGAAGAACAGUUGGGGUAACACUUGGGGAGUCGAACACGGAUACAUCUACUUUGCCCGUGGAAUCAACGCGUGUGGAAUUGAGGACGAACCUAUUGGAAUUCUCGCCUAA